Molecule: messenger RNA, 1190 nt
Organism: Paramacrobiotus metropolitanus
Lineage: Eukaryota; Metazoa; Tardigrada; Eutardigrada; Parachela; Macrobiotidae
Product: glucosamine 6-phosphate N-acetyltransferase-like
Exons: 6
Coding region: 286-969 (227 amino acids)
Biological process (GO): UDP-N-acetylglucosamine biosynthetic process
Cellular component (GO): Golgi apparatus; endoplasmic reticulum-Golgi intermediate compartment; endoplasmic reticulum
Molecular function (GO): monosaccharide binding; glucosamine 6-phosphate N-acetyltransferase activity
Source: RefSeq, a predicted model, not a curated record
GAAUUUUUAAUUCUGCAUUUUGUUGCUGACUGUCACUGCUCCAUCAAACAGCAUAUUGCCAUAAUCCGUCUUCGCGUACGUGGCUAGACUUUUUGUUCAUAAAAUUGCACGUCGAUCUUUUCUAAUUUUCUCUUGGAAAUCAGGUUGCAUUUUUAACGUGCAUGGACUUCGCUUGCAAUUGGUUUGUUGUUUAUAUCUAUUAGCUUGUGAGGAUCGAGAUUUCGCUGGGACGCCUGGAGUGAGUUGAGUCCAUAAAUUUUUAUUCAGUUUUUUGCACCAAUCAGAAUGACACCAGCGCGAGCACCUGCCGCUGAAACGGGCUUGUCCACAUCGACGGAAGCUGAUAAGUCUCCAGCGACAACAAAGAACCAUUUAGCGAAUGGAUCAUCCGGUUGCUGUGCAGAUUCAGUCGACAACGAUGUGGAGUUAUUUGAUUCCAAGAUAUUGUUCGACUUGGAUUUCAGCAACCCUGCAAGUGAUUAUCGCGGGAUGGAUCUGUGUCCCAAGACGCCUGGAAAAGGCCUACGAAUGCGUGCUUUAAGGAGAGGAGAUUUCCAACGAGGAUACGUCGGUUUGUUAGGCCAGCUUGCCCAUGUUGGCGAAGUUACGGAGCGCAUGUACAAAGAUCGGUUCGAUGGGAUGAGAAAUUGUCCGAAUACAUAUUAUACAAUCGUUUUGGAAGACGAGGUUCAUCACAAAAUUGUCGGUGCGGCGACGCUUGUUGUUGAGCAGAAGUUCAUCCACUCGGCUGCUUUGAGAGGUCGAAUUGAGGAUGUUGUAGUCCUUGAGGAUCGGCGUGGCCAGGACUUGGGGAAACUAUUAAUGGAUACUGCAACCUUGCUAUCUAAGACGCUGGGAUGUUACAAAGUCUCCCUGGAAUGCAAGGAUAAAUUGGUCGGAUUCUAUAGACAGUUUGGAUAUCAAGUGGAUCUUGGAAAUAAUUACAUGAUACAACGUUUUCGAAAUUGAUUUUGCGGAUCUAUCAAAAUUUGUUGAACACCUGCCGUCCGGUGUCUCUUCCCUGUGGCCUCCCAUUUGGUACAAGGCGUUUUCCCGAAUCAUCAGAAUUAUUGUGGAAAUAUUUAUUUUUACGGUUGUUUUCUGUUAGAUCGUGCUUCUUUAAAAUUUUAUCUGUGAAAUAACCUAUCUGAAUUACUGCACCGAAAGUAUAAACCGGUGUAAACUGUAAA